This is a messenger RNA of Salvelinus namaycush (lake trout), 910 nucleotides long. Its product is annotated as protein mono-ADP-ribosyltransferase PARP14-like. The record is from RefSeq and is a predicted model, not a curated record. The coding region runs from base 68 to 910 and encodes 280 amino acids. NCBI's taxonomy places the organism in Eukaryota, Metazoa, Chordata, Actinopteri, Salmoniformes, Salmonidae. The transcript has 5 exons.
ACGAAAGUGAAACAGUGGAUGCAGUGAAAGAAUAGGACGACGCGUUUCAUACCCAAACAGUCUUCGCAUGAGGGGAGAAACGAUGGAUGAAUAUCCUUAUCCCAUCACUGUAGACGUCAGUUGGACAAACUCGGUCUCUAAAGGGAUACAGAACAAGCUUCAGAUUUAUUUUCAAAGUAAAAAGAAGUCGAGUGGAGGGGACUGCUUGGUGCACUACGAGGAUAAACGCUCCACUAGAGCAACUGUUUAUUUCAAAUCUGAGGAUGUCAGGGAAAGGGUUCUAUCGAGAGAGAACCAUGAAAUGACUGUAGACAAUGAAACUGUGACGUUGCGCUUGUCAUCGUCAUCGGGGGAAAAUCUGAAAGAGGCUUGCUCUCCGUCGCUUGGUGCUACAAGCAAUGAAUUGUCAGGUGUGUCAAGUGAAGCACAGGAAGCUCCCAACUCUGAGAGUUUGCCUGGAGAGGAGGGUGGAGCUGAGGUGUCUCCUCAGAGCUCUGCUGUGGUGCUGGAGAGAGUUCCUGAGAGCAUGUCGAGAGACUUGCUGUUGUUGCUGGUGGAGACCAUCUCUGGCCUGGAGGAAGACAACUUCUCCCUGGAGGUCAUCAGUGAGACAAACAGAGCUGUUGUGACCUUCAAUAAUCCCAAUGAUGUGGAGCGUUUCCUUACUGAGAGCAAAAGCAACAAGAGUUUCCAGAAGCAGGGUUUGAUUGGCCGGUUGCUAGAGAGGUGCCAGAGUGUGAGAGUGGAGAACCUGACCUCCAACAUACCUGAAGAUAUGCUGGAGCUCUACUUUGAGAAGUGGGCUGGCCCAGCAAAGGACAUCUUUAUGUUCCAUGAGGAACAGGCAGCCAUUGUCACCUUCCACGCAGCAGAAGGUAAAACCUGCUGUUUGAAUGAGCUGUUUAAUUAA